AUGGUUGGAAGGGGCAAGCGGGGAGGAUCCGUGCGAGAGCUUGAGGAGGUUCUGGAGGCGUGCAGGGACAGGGGUGGGGAGAUGGCGAGGAGGCUGCAUCGGGAGCGGACGGAACGGAUGGAGUAUUUGGUGGGGAGGGUGCAGGAUCUGGAGGCGUUACCGGUAUGGGGGGAGGCGGAAACGGCAGAAUGGACAAGGACGUCCGAGGAACUCAAGCGGGCGGUCGAGGAGCGCGCGCGCCUACUCCGGAUCCGAGCCCACGUCCCGAGAUCGCUUCCGAGAACGACUGUCGCGGCCGGUCCACGCCAAGCUCGCGGCGCGGAACUCGGACUCCAAGAUCACAGCACUGCGCUUGGGCAACGGGAGAGCUAACGCAUGACAUUGAUGUCGCUCUUGACCACACGCAGGCGCAUUUCCAGCGCCUCUACCACAUCGAGCCUCGUGAUCCGGAACGCGUCGACCGACUUCGGGAACGAACUCCUCGUGCCGAUCAGGGCGGCACGGACUUGCGACGACCCGCGCUCAGAUCCGCUCUUUCUGCGCCGACUCUCGGAAGCGCAGAUUGAUCUCCUCCAGCAACCCAUCACCGAGGACGAGGUCGUGGCCGCGAUCGGGACGACGCACCCGGGGCGAUCGCCGGGCCCGUCGGGCGUGCCUUACGAACUCUAUCAGACCGCACCGGAGGCGUGGUCCAAGGUGCUGACCAAGGCCUACAACGCGAUGAUCGAGCGCGGUUCACUCUCUCCCAAGCAGGCCAGGGACUCGUGCGCCUCAUCUUCAAGCGCCACAAGAAAGAAUGCCGAUCGCGCCGAACUCUCGUCGUAUCGCCCCAUCACCCUGCGCGAGUGCGAUUACAAGAUUUUUACCAAGGUCUACGUCGCCCGAUUGAACCAAAUUCUGCCCGAUCUCCUCCCGCCGCAGCAGCACGGCUUCGUCAAGGACCGCCGAUCGGCCGACGCUGCACUACACCUUCGUCUCCUGAUCGAGGAACUUGGCGCGCGCAGGACCGAGUUCCCCGCGGCCGCGCUCUUGUCUCUUGACCAAUCAUCCGCCUACGACCUCGUCGAGCAUGACUGGAUCUUUGCCAUCUUCGACGCUCUGGGCGCUCCUACCACCUUUCUUCGCGUGCUGAGGAUGCUCUACUCGGGUGACUCGACCUCGGCGCGCUACAUCAUCAAUGGGUUCCUGACGGCGCCGGUGCGACUGACGUGUGGGCUCGGCCAAGGGGACCCGGCGUCAUCGUCGGUCUGGGACAUCGUGUUUCAGCCGUUCCUGGAUGCUCUACACCGUCGAAACAUCGCGCUGAAUCUCUCCAUACCUGCACUUCAUCCGUACCCACAGAGCCGCGCCAUUACAUCACUUGCAUUUGCCGAUGACGUUGUCGUCGCCGUCGCGGGCUUGGAGUCACUCAACUUGCUCGAUGACCUGGCGCUCGACUGGAGGCAUGCAACGAAUGGCCGGCUCAACACGGACAAGACGGUCGUCCUACCGAUUGGACGUCGCUGGGACCCUGGGGAACGGCCAAUCGUCGUCAAGGCCGCAGGCGAGUCGCUCGAGUGGAUCGGCCUCCCCUUCGACCCCAGCGGCGACACCGAACUCGCCUACGCGAAUCUCAUCGAACGGCUCGAGGCGACGCUGGAAGCGGUUCAGCAUCGCUGGCUCACGCACCACACCCGUGCCUUUUACGUCAAUCGGUACGCCAUUCCCAAGAUCCUGCAUUUCCUUGCAGCCGACAUCCCGCCGCCCAAAGUCGUCAAGAAGCUCGAUGACAUGCUCGUCGAUUUCGUCCGUGGGGGCAAGGGCAGGACCAGCUACGGCAGAGACAUUGUGUUCACCGCCAAGAACAAGGGGGGACUCGGGGUGAUAAGGAUGCGGGACGUUGUGGACGCGGUUGCGGCACGGCUCUGGGACGUUCUUCUCGGCGGUUCCGGCGCGAUUUGGCAAGGACUUGCGCGCGCAUCACUCCAGCGAGCUCAGCCCGACCUCGACCUGGCCACCGAUCUCUGGCCACAUCCAUCCACUCCCAUCCCCAACGACCUUCAUCCCCGAUGGCACGCCGCACUGGGCGUUCCGAAACUUCACGACGCGCAGGUCAACCCGAGGGCCUUGACCACCGCGAACUUGCUCGCGCUGCCCACCCUGCUCGGCAGCCUCCACACCCCCAUCAGAGGGAGACAGACCAUCGACGCGGUUCAUGUACCUGACUACCUUCGUCUCCAGGGCUACCCGAAGGUGGCGGAUCUCUAUCGACGCGAGUUGUAUGCGGGUGGGGGGUUUCACCUCUGGACGCCGCCGGCGGAUGUGCUCGGCGACAACAGCGAGUACGAUCGACGCGGGCUCCCGCAGCGACUGGCAAUCGCGGCCUGGUACCGGUUCACUGUCGAUCGACACAAGAACACCCCCUUGGCGGCGGCGGUGGCGGCGGGACGACUCAACGUGCCUCCCCGGAUCGGCACCAGCGCACCACUCGAGGCGAUCAUCCCCAAGCCCGUGGCCCGCUUCGCAAUGGAGCAGCGCCUUCCGGACCCGGUGCUUCCACAACAGGCGAGCCAGUAUACGCUGCUGAACAUGGCUCGCCCCUACACAGUCCGUCGCAUCCGCCGGGUCCUGAACGCGAAGGCAUUUACCAACAUGCUCGGGCUCAAGGGACCACCGCAGCCGGACGACCUCAGGAGCUUCUGGAAGGCAGUCAACUCGAAGGCACUGACGGCGAGGGAGAGGGAAGUUUGGUUCAAGCUGAUCCUCCGCUUCACCCCGACGCGCAAACUCCAGCACGAGCAAAAGCACGACACUUCUCCCGCGUGCCUCGUGUGCGAAGCGCCGGUGGACGACACCGAUCACUACUUCUUCGGCUGCGUCGACUCGCGGAACAUCUGGACCGCGGCAAGGGGCGUGCUCUGCGACGCGCUCGGAUGCGACACGAUCGAGGACGCCGAGUACACGACACUACAACGACUCUUUGGCCUCCCCAAGCUCAAGGCCAAGCUCAGCGAACAGGAAGGCGCAGGCAGGACGAUCGAGAUCUUCACGGGGAUGGUCUUGGAGAUGAUCAGCAGUGGGAGAUGGAGGAUGCAGAAGCACGGGACGAGGAUGGAAAGCCUGGAGCGGAGGAGGGUGGUACUGGAGGAGAGGAUGAAGUUGAGGGCGGGGGGAGCAAGGGGCGGGCGAGGGCAGUAG
Molecule: messenger RNA, 3177 nt
Organism: Microbotryum saponariae
Lineage: Eukaryota; Fungi; Basidiomycota; Microbotryomycetes; Microbotryales; Microbotryaceae
Source: the annotation of a GenBank genome assembly